AUGGACCGGUACCACAUCUACGAAGCCAUCGGCCGCGGGAAGCACUCCGUCGUGUACAAGGGCCGAAGGAAGAAAACCGUGCAAUACUACGCGAUAAAGUCCGUGGAGAAGUCGCAGCGCCCGCGCGUGUUACAAGAAGUCCAAGUGCUGCGCGCGGUGUCGCACGAGCUCGUGCUCAAGUUUCACGCGUGGUACGAGACGCAGAACCACCUGUGGCUGAUACUGGAGUACUGCGUCGGCGGCGACUUGCUCUCUCUGCUGCGGCAGGACCUCUCGCUGCCGCAGGCGUCCAUAGGCGCGUUCGGCGCGGACCUAGUCGUGUCGCUUCGCACGCUGCAUCGCCACGGUCACGUGCACUGCGACUUGAAGCCGUCGAACGUGUUGAUCGACGAGGACGGCCGGUUGAAGCUGUGCGGUUUCGGGUUGGCGCGCCGCGUCGCGGACGUGCAGAGCUCGCGAGGGACGCCGUCGCAGGCGCGUCUCGCGCGCCGCGGCACGCCGUGUUACAUGGCUCCGGAGCUCUUCUCGGAGACGCACGGGCUGCACUCGUACGCGAGCGAUCUGUACGCGCUCGGGUGCGUCCUGUACGAGUGCGCGUGCGGGCAGCCGCCGUUCGUGUCGUCGUCGCUCAGCGCGCUGAUCGGGAUGAUCUUGGAGAAGGAGCCGCCGCGGUUCGACCCGAAGAUCGAGGCGAAGCUCUCCCCCGCGUUUGUCGAUCUCGUGUUCGGUCUGCUUCGUAAAAACCCGAGCUCGCGGUUGCGUUGGGACGACGUCCUGAAUCACGCGUUCUGGCGCGAGUGCGGGCGAGGGAGCGCGCCGCAGAGCGUGGACGUCGCGAGCGCGAUCGAGCGCGUCGCGCGCGCGGAUCCGCCGCCGCCGCAGCCCGCGUUCGAGGCGGUGGAACGGUCGGUCGCGCUCGCGGACCGCCUCGACGCCGCGGCGACGGUGUCGUCGCCGCGGUCGUCGAGGGGUGGCGUCGGGUCGCCGUCGCCGUCGCCCGGCGCGGCGACGGCGUCGGCGUCGCGAAGCAAAGCGCGCCGAGACGACGUCGCGCGGCUGUCCGUCGCCGCGCGCAUCAACCUCGAGCGCGAGGAGGGCGGCGCGUACGCGGACCGCGACGACAAGAGCGACAAGGGCGGCGCCGGCGGGGGCGACGACGACGACGUCGCGCGCCGCCCGAAAGCCGCCGCGCGCGCCGCCGCCGCGGGCGGCGACGUCGAGCUCGCCAACCCGGACGCGGAGCUCAACUUUGGCGGCGCGGACGCGGACGCGGGCGACGCGUCGCGGCCGGACAGCGGCAGGCCGAAGCCGCGGCCGCUGUCCGGGCGCGAGGGCGACGGCGACAGCACCGUCGCUACGAUGACGCGCACGGGGAGCAACCUGGACGGACGCGAGCGGAGGGGACGGGAGGAGGAAGAGGAGGAUGAGGAGAACGAGAUGGUGGCGGAUCCAGGGACGGAGUCCGCCGCCGCCGCGGUCGCCGCCGAGCGAUCAGCCGCCGCCGCGGAGGAGGAGGAAACGCGUCGCCGCCGCGCCGAGCAGUUUUCCACCUCCUCCGCGUCGACGGCGAAGACGCCGGGGAAGAGUUACCUCACGCCCAGGAGCAGGGACGCGCGGCCGGCGGUGGGCGCGACGCCGGGGUACGGCGGGCAAACGGGGGGCUCGGGGCUGCUGGACCGCGGGGAACCCAACGCGCCGCUCCCCGCGACGACGCCGAUGAACCUCCCGCGUCGAUCGAGGACGGACGACGACGACGACGACGAGAACUCGCCGUCGAGGGAGAACGAGAGAGCGGACAGAGGGCUGGACCUUCGAACGCCGUCGAAGGGUGGCGCCGGCGGUUCCGGAACCCUAAACCCUAAACCGCCGGCGGCGCCUCCCGCGACGGACGCCGGGGCGGCGCUCGAGUCGAUCGCGUCGCUGAUGCAUCACGCCACGGACAGCGCGAUCAAGCCGAUCGUGUUGAACCGCAGGAUCGAGGUUCUGCCCGAGCCGAUGUACGACCCCGCGGGGCUGCCGUUCCCCGCGCUGACCGUCGCGCAGAUGCUGUCGUCGUCGCAGACGGACCUCGAGGCGUUUCUCACGCACAUUUACCGCAGCGUCGCGCACUCGUCGCCCAUCAACGAAAAAGUCAACACGCUGUCGUACUUCGAGACGCUCUGCGUGGACACCGCGGCCGCGAACGUGCUCAUCAACUCGUCGCUGAUGACGCUGUUCGUGCGGAUGCUUCGCGCGAGCAAGGCGCCGAUGCUGCGCAUUCGCCUGACGUCGUGCAUGGGGUUGCUGCUGAGACACGCGACGUACAUCACGGAGGAGCUCUCCGGCUGCGGCGUGGUGACGGUCCUGACCGAGUGCUUGAAGGAUAAGAACGAGCGCGUCAGGCGACGCGCGAUGGCGACGUUAGGGGAGCUCCUGUUUUACAUCGCGACGCAGCAGCACGAGGCGAGCGAGGCGGCGAAACGCGGAGGUCGCGGCGCCUCAAACGGUAAGGCUGGCGCCGCGGAGCCAACCGGCGCGAGUCCCUCCGCCUCCGCGUGGGCGGUGCCCGCGUCCACGGUGGGCACGGUCGCGCGGCUCCUUCGCGCGGGCGAGGACGAGAUCGCGCAGCACUACGCGGUGAAGACGAUCGAGAACAUCACGUCGCACGGCGGCGAGUGGGCGGCGAAGUUUGCGAGCGCGGAGACGACGGCGUCGCUCGUCGCCAUCAUGUCCUCCGCGAAAUCCGAGCAGCUACGCGGCACCGCGGCGAGCUGCCUCGCGCGCGCCGCGCGCCACACCCCCUCGACGCUCCAGACCGUCCUAGAUCGCCACGGCGUCAAGCUCCUCGUGACUGGGCUGAGAGACCCGUCGCCGAAGGUGCAGCAGGCGGCGCUGUGCCUCUUGUGCCAGGGGUUGGGCGAUUUAGGCGCGUUCUACGCUCUGUACACUGGCGCGCGCGCGAGGGCGGCGCUCGCGGCGGAGGACAAGACGGCGUUGCUGCCGACGUUGGUCGGUCUUCUCGAGCGCGGCUCCGCGGUCUUGCGCGGCAAGGCGCUGCUCACUCUCGCGCUCCUCUUCCGCCUACACCCGCGGUGGCUGCUCGCGGCGUGCCAGACGAAGCUUCUGCCGCUGAUCGACCGGCUGCAGAAGGACAAGGAGCCGUACCUGGAGCGGUGCCUCGAGGCGUGCGUCGGCGUCGUCGUCGCGCUCGCGCCCAAGGUGAACGAGGCGGUGCUGAGCGAGAUCGAUCGGCUGACCGGGUCGACCGCGUCGGCGGUGGGUCGUCCGGGGAGUGCCGGCGGGUGGGGCUGGGGCGGCGACGGCGGCGGCGGGACGCGUCCCGGGUCGCGCGGCGGCGGCGGCGGCGGCGCGCCGGGUCGAAUCUCCACGCCGCCCGGCGGCGAGCGGAAUAAACCCGGCCCCGCGCUGUCGCUCUUCCCAAUCCUCGUCCACCUCCUCGGCAGUGCGGUGAUGCGCCCGCGGAUAUGCGACGCGAGGAUGCUCGCGGACGUCGCGUCGUUCCUCGCCGCGGCGGACGGCGGCGCGUCGUUUCCCGGCCGCGUCGAAUUCCGCGGCGGCGCGUUGACGCUGCUCGAGACGCUGUCGCAGUGCGCGCCGUCGGUGCUCGCGGUCCCGGACGCGGCGAUCGAGCACUUGCUUCCCGCGCUCGCGGACAUGCUCGGGAAGCCGGACAGCAGCGCGGACGGGCGGUUCUUAGCGCUGAAGCUGACGUGCGACACGCUGUUGCCGUUGGCGCUCGAUCCGGAGAAGACGGACGGCGGCGGCGGCGGCGGCGGCGGGAGUUCGUCGAAUACCUCGACGCGCCGCGCGCUUCUGUCGUCGCUGCUCCGCGAGAAGCUCCUCCCGCUGUGCCCGACGCUGCUCGCGGACGAGGAUCCGAUCCCGCUGUACGCGCUGAAGCUUCUCGGCGGCGCGCUCGAGGCGGACCGCGGCAUGUGCGAAGCCGUCGUCGAGCUCGGCCUCGCGCCGAAAUUUUUCGAGUUUCUCUCGCUCGAGCACACCAACAACAACGUGCACAACGUCCGUCUGUGCCUCGUCCUCGCCGCGUCUCGCGCGGUCCCGACGCGCGCGCUGUGCGAGUUCGACGCCGGCGCGAAGGUGGCCGCGGUGCUGUCGUACGCGCACGAGAACGCGGUCGAGCCGUUCAUGGAGCCCGCGCUCGGCAUCGCGCGGGCGAUGCUCGCGCGCGCCGCCGACGCGUCGCGCUCCGGCGACGAAACGCUCAUCACGCUGACGUUAAAAUCCACGGCGCCGUUGCUCGAGCUCGCGCCGGUCUUCGUCGAGUGCGCGAGCGCGGGGGAGACUGAGGUGGCGUCGUUCGCGGUCCCGCAGCUCGCCGCCGCCGCGCUCGCGUUGAUGGUGGAGUCGCGGCCACGCGAGGCGUCGGCGGCGACGUUUCAUCCGCGGUCGCCGCUCGUCGCCGCGGUGGAGGCGAUGGGGACGCGCGCGGCGACGGAGCGCGGCGAGCGCGGCUUCGCGGAGGUGUCCGUGCCGUGCGACGACAUGGCGCCGUCUGUGGGCGCGGCGGACGUCGCGUUCGCGCACGGGAUGGGGUCGCCGAGGGCGGGCUUCGCGAGGGCGCAGCGGACGGCGUUGGGGGCCAUCGCGGCGGCGGCGCGCGGGCACGUCGGGCCGCCGCCCGAAGGCGGGGAGGCGCCCGCGUUGGCGUCGACGCUGAGGAAGCUCGCGCGGGGGGAGCCGUGCGCGGGGAUCGCGGCGGCGGCGGCGGCGGCGGCGGAUUCGGUCGCCGCGCUCGUCGCGAGAGGGGCGGCGCGGUGAGAGGAGAGUGGAAGUAAAAUUCGUUUUUAUCCGAGUUGAGAUGCGAUAUCUU
Molecule: messenger RNA, 4831 nt
Organism: Micromonas pusilla CCMP1545
Lineage: Eukaryota; Viridiplantae; Chlorophyta; Mamiellophyceae; Mamiellales; Mamiellaceae
Exons: 4
Coding region: 1-4779 (1592 amino acids)
Biological process (GO): phragmoplast assembly; cytokinesis by cell plate formation; protein phosphorylation
Molecular function (GO): protein kinase activity; ATP binding; microtubule binding
Source: RefSeq, a predicted model, not a curated record